This is a messenger RNA of Panicum virgatum (switchgrass), 995 nucleotides long. RefSeq lists its product as uncharacterized. The transcript has 7 exons. The record is from RefSeq and is a predicted model, not a curated record. Lineage: Eukaryota; Viridiplantae; Streptophyta; Magnoliopsida; Poales; Poaceae. Bases 1 to 492 code for a protein of 163 amino acids.
AUGGAGUUCGCGUUUUACGGGGGCGGCUGCAUCAAGACAUGUCUACUUGUCUGCUCUGAAUGCGAGCUUCCUCUCCGACCUCCUAUUUUCAGGCAUAUCUCUGGUGACGUUCUCAUUUGUAGCCCCUGCUACCGUGGGGAUAUCGUCAACUAUGUUCGCUGCAGUGAGCUCGACUACCUCGUCCAAGGUAUCACGGUGAAAUGCGUGGCUUGCCAAGAAUACAUUCCAUUCUCCACCUUGGCCUCGCACCAGCUGCGGGAGUGCCCAUCCAAGCAUAAAUUGCAAAAGAUUGCGCCAGGCUCAAGUGCUCGGAAAAACUUGUGUGAUGAAGAGGAAACUGAGAGACUUUCAACGUGCAGCAGUUGUAUCCAGGGAAAAAACAAGCAAAAGGCUCCUUAUGUGGUUGGUAAAAUGGACAAGCACAUUGUUCGUGGUGAUGAGGUUGGGAAUGAUGAUGACUCAUUGGAUGACAACCAUGCUGAGAGUGGCUGAAAACGCGCAGAAAACAGCACCUACUGCAGCCCAGGCUAGCACGUCGACAUGUCGAUGCCUACCCAUCACGGCUCCCUUGAAGCCACCUCUACCUCAUCGCCCAGUCACCCGUCUCUUCCAAGCAGCCCACAACAGGAAUAGGGGUGGUAAAAUGGGCGCCCUUGUGACUGAUAGCUCAACCUACAAAGCAGGCCAGCAACGGACCAAACGUGAAGGUUCUAAUAUCCAACGGGGGAUAAAACGACGCUCUUGUGAACAAUCGUAAAUCCUAUGAGGCUGCUGCGCUUAGCUUGUAACAUGGAAAAACAACUAUAUUGCGUUGUAAGCUUGCUUAACUUGAGAGAUGUUCUUAGCGUUGGUUUAUCAUUCUAACAUAAUUUCACGUUUGGUUAUCUUUGAUACGAGCUUGAUGGCGGUGUGGCAGUCACUGCAAACUCGGUGUUUUUUGGUGACCCUUAUGGUCUCGCCUGGUUCAGUCGUGAGAAUGCUAAAUGCAAUGGCUA